Messenger RNA from Numida meleagris (helmeted guineafowl), 1653 nucleotides. RefSeq names its product zinc transporter ZIP14-like. Gene Ontology annotation, cellular component: membrane. Gene Ontology annotation, molecular function: zinc ion transmembrane transporter activity. Gene Ontology annotation, biological process: zinc ion import across plasma membrane; intracellular zinc ion homeostasis. The record is from RefSeq and is a predicted model, not a curated record. Lineage: Eukaryota; Metazoa; Chordata; Aves; Galliformes; Numididae. The annotation marks the transcript as partial. The transcript has 7 exons.
CUGCUGCUCUCCGUGCGCUGGGGGCCGGCGGGCGGCGACGCCGCGCUCCCCCCGCCGUCGGCCGCGUGGUUCCUGCGGGAGCUCCUGCGGCGCUACGGGGAGGGCGAAGCGCUGAGCCUGGAGCAGCUGAAGGCGCUGCUGAACCGCCUGGACGUGGGAGUGGGCCGCGGCAACGGCUCCCAGCCCCGCGCCAACCUGUCCCGGUGCUUCAGCUCCGCCGAGCUGUUCGCCGCGCACAACCUGAGCCGGGGCUCCCGCCUGGGCCCCGCCGAGUUCCGCGCCUUCUGCCCGGCCGUCCUGCAGCAGAUCGAGUCGGCGGCGUGCGCUGCCGAGAACCUGGAGAACGAGGAGGACGAGCAGACGGAGGAGAGCAGACCCAGCUCGGCCGAAGUCUGGGGUUACGGGUUCCUCUGCGUCACCGUCAUCUCCCUGUGCUCGCUGGUGGGAGCCAGCGUGGUGCCCUUCAUGAAGAAGACCUUUUACAAGCGGCUGCUCCUCUACUUCAUAGCUCUGGCGAUUGGAACUCUCUACUCCAACGCCCUCUUCCAGCUCAUUCCCGAGGCUUUUGGCUUCAACCCCCAAGAGGAUUAUUACGUUUCCAAAUCGGCCGUGGUGUUCGGGGGCUUCUACCUGUUCUUCUUCACGGAGAAGAUCCUGAAGAUGCUGCUGAAGCAGAAGGACCCGCAUCACCACGGGCACAGCCACUACGGCGCCGAGGCGCUGCCCUCCCGCAAGGACCAGGAGGAGGGGGUGACCGAGAAGCUGCAGAACGGGGACCUGGACCACAUGAUCCCGCACGUCACCGGCGACAUGGAGCGCAAGGGCCCCCCCGGGGACGACAAGGUCGUGGUGGGCUCGCUCAGCGUCCAGGACCUUCAGGCCUCGCAGAGCGCGUGCUACUGGCUGAAGGAGGUGCGCUACUCCGACAUCGGCACGCUGGCGUGGAUGAUCACCCUGAGCGACGGGCUGCACAACUUCAUCGACGGGCUGGCCAUCGGGGCCUCCUUCACCGUGUCCGUCUUCCAGGGCAUCAGCACCUCCGUGGCCAUCCUCUGCGAGGAGUUCCCGCAUGAGCUGGGUACGUCGGGCCUUGGGAAAGGUGCCCUCGCUCCUGCCCCUCUGCAAGGUUUCCCUGGUCCAGCAGGAUGCCCCGGGUCCACUGGAAUCACCCAGCACUUCCCCAGUCCAAUGGGGGAUGCCCCUGGUCCUCCAGGACGUCCUUGGUCCACCAGGAUCCCUCAGCACUUCCCUGGUCCUCCAAGAUGCCCCUGGUCUACUGGGAUCCCCCAGCACUUCCCCAGUCCAACAGGAGAUGCCCCUGGUCCUCCAGGAUGUUCCUGGUCCUCCAGGAUGUCCUUGGUCCACCCGGAUGCCCCAGCACUUUCCCAGUCCAACAGGGAAUGCCCCUGGUCCUCCAGGAUGCCCCUGGUCCUCCAGAGUGUUCCUGGUCUUCCAGGAUGUUCCUGGUCCUCCAAGAUGCCCGUGGUCCUCCAGGUUGUCCUUGGUCCACCAGGAUCCCCCAGCUCGCCCGCGUCUCCAGGUGUUCCCUGGUGGGGCCGCGUGCUCCUGGCUGCGGUGGCUGUGGCGCUGGCCGCUGCUAAGCAAGGGAACGGGCGUGCUGCCUUCCCUGCCUCGCAGCUGGGGCACCGCUAA